AUGGCCCUAAGGAGUGAGCCUGGUGGGUGUGGGGUCACGGCCUGUGACGGGCUUCCAAGGCGGACCAGCGGGCCCACCUUCUGCCGCACCUGCCCCCGGGACAGCUCAUCAGACGGAGGUGCUCAGAGCCUCCGGGCGGCGGCCUGGCGCUCCGACCUUGGCCCCGAGGAGCUGGCCGGCGCUCUGGGGCGGCACCUGGCUGGGGGUUGCGGCGCGGACCCGCGGGCGCUGCUGUCCCCAGCCCCAGUGCUGAGGCGGGCAGAGUGCAGUGGGCUCUGGCGGAGGUCGGGAGAACUGCAGGGCGAAGGCCGCCGGGGGCUCCGCGGGCGGCGGGGGGAGGCACUUGACACCGGCCGGGAGAGGAGGGGCCGCUGUCCCUGCGACCAGUGCUGGAUGCGGGGACCCAGCGCAGGAGCAGCGCCAGGUAGCCGGGCGCCCCGCGGGGGGAGGCUGCAGCAGGACAGGGGUGGCUCUCACCCGAGGCACCCGGAGCGCGGCCUGCCCCUGGCCUGGCACACGGCGGGGCGCCGCGGGGUUCGGGCCUCCGUCUGGCAGCGCGCGGGGACCCCCGGCGGGCCGCAGAGGCCGCGAAGUCGGACGAGGGCGCUAGGACCGGCCGCGCGCCAGGCCGCUCCCGCCGCGGCGCCCCGGGGCUCCAGCCGGCGCUGCCUCUCGGGCCGGCUCCGCAUAGCCGGGGCCGGGGCCAGCGCGGCCGCGGGGGGCGAGCGCCGGGCGGAGGCCUGGGCCCGCGGGCGGCCGGAGGGAGGGAAGGAGGAAGGCGGAGAGAAGGGUGGGAGGGGGGGACCCGGCGGAGGAGGCGGAGAGAGGGAGCGCGACAGCGAGCGGAGGGAGGGAGCGAGCGAGCGAGGCAGGCAGGCGGGCCGGGAGGGAGGAGGCGCGCGGGCGGCGGCGGCGAGAGCAGAGGACGAGCCGGGACGCGGCGCCGCGGCACCAGGGCGCGCAGCCGGGCCGGCGCGACCCGAGCGGCCACACGGUAAUGAGCGCCGCUGCGGCGGCCGGGAGGCCGGCCCGGGCGGGCGGGGAGCAGGGAGGCGGCUCUGGGCGCCGUGGCGGGCAGUGCCCGGCUCGGCUCGGGGCGCGCUCCCGGACCCCCUGCAACUCGGCGCCCGGCGCCCGCGGGGCCGCGGCUGCGGGCGGAGACGGCAGGCCGAGCUGGCCGGGCGGCGCGCGGAUCCGAGGGUUUGUUUAUGUCCCCGCGGGCUCGGCAGGCGCCCCCUCCCGUCCCGCCCGCUCCCGGCGAGGACCCCUCUCCCCGCCCCCGCCCGGCCCCGGGCUCAAGUUCAAGUCUAUACAAUGCUGCGGGGGCCCCUCCGCCGCCCGCCGUGCUCGGCUCAGCGUUGGCGCAGGGGCCCGGCCCGGCCGCCCUCGCCUUCCGGGCUCUGCUCCCGCCUCGGGGCCCUGUCUGGGGCCCGCGGCCGGGGCGCGGGAGGGCGCAGACCCCAACCCGGAAUCUUCGGGCCCCGCCGUGGGCCUGAGGAGCGGGGAGGGGGCGGGGGCCGGGCCCCGGGCCCCGCGCAGGCUCCGCGGCGGCGGCAGAAAAUGGCAGCCUGGCACGACCCGGCCCCCCGCCCCUCCCCCGGCUCCCAGCCCUCCUCGGCCCCGCGGGGCGGGGUACCCGGGAGGCCCCCGGAGGCGGGCCGAGGGGUGAUCCGGGGGCCCGGCCGGGGAGCGCUGCGCAGCGAUCCUCCUCCGGCCACCUGUGGCUGGGGGUGCGGGGCGCCAGCCGAUCUGGGAGGGGCGGCGCGUGAGGAAGGCGCCCACUCGUGGGGCACGUCUUCCCGCGGAGGGCCGGGCAGAGGGUGGGGGGGGUGUCGUGGCCGGCUCCUCCCUGCCCCCGCGGCGGCCGUGGGAGCCCGGGCGGUGGUGGCGGUGGCGGCGCCGCAGUGUGGGGGCGGGGCGGGGGCGGGCGAAGAUCCCGGGCCGUGGGGCCGGAAAACGCGGGGGUGGGAGCAGCGGGCUGGGAACGGCGCGGGUGGGGACGCCGGGGUCGUCCCCUGCAGCAGCCCCCCCCCCGCGCACACUCACGCACGCGGACACACUCACGCACACGCACCCCGCCGGGCCGGUGCAGACGUGUCCUUGAAAGCUUCGCAUCUGCACAGUGAAGGACGAGGCCUCGCUGAGGCUACGGAUGGGGUCUACGGCCCCACGUCCCCGCGCCCCAGGAGACCCCGAGCUUCGGAGCCGAAGGCGGCCGCAGUCCGUGUCCCGCCCUCACCCCGGAUCCCCACCCCGGACCGACCUGGCCUCCCUCCCCUCCGGCGCGGACUGAGCUGGCUGGCGUCCAGGGCCCGCCCCCAGCCCCUCUUCGCUGGGGCCCGCAGGCCUCGGGCUGCCGAACUGCGUUUCGCUUUCCUGGAGCCUGCCUUCUUGGGGGCACCCUCUCCCUUUUCUCCGCCCCUCUGCUGUUUCCCCCUUUUCUCCAUCCACUCCGUCCUUGCCCACUCUCUGCUGCAGGGCGAGUGGUGUUGGCACCCUGGGUGGGAAUGGGGAGCGCCUGGUUCUCAGGGCCUCCCUCCUCGGGCUCCCAAGGGGAGCCCCCUGUGGCUGCACCUUGACCCAAGAUGGCGUUCUGCACCCAGCUGGGCCGCUCAGGCCUGCGUCAGCCAGGGGAGGAAGGGCUGGAGCCUGGAGCUGCACAAAGUGCCCCCUCUCAAACGGCAGCCACAGGAGCCGGCAGCGAAGCGCCCUCUGCCCUGUGACCCCGCGCGCCCCUUGCUGCCUGCCUAG
Molecule: messenger RNA, 2751 nt
Organism: Heterocephalus glaber (naked mole-rat)
Lineage: Eukaryota; Metazoa; Chordata; Mammalia; Rodentia; Bathyergidae
Source: RefSeq, a predicted model, not a curated record